AGGUUUAUCUUUCGUCAAAAAUCUAUAUGAUAGUUCAUUCAUAAGUGGAACUACUUAUCUUACAAGUGAAUCUAUUAUUGGUUAAUUUAACGGGGAAUAUUGUACUAGAAGUUGUCCUACUACUAAUAAGUAUGUAAGGCACAUAUUUUCCUGGAAACCUUGAUUAUUAUCUACAGUCACGGACUGCUUACGUCUUUAGAGAUAGUUCGCCAUUUUGCCAAGAAAAAGUGUUGCUUUCUGACAAAUCGAGUGGAUGAAAUCGAAAGUAAUCAAUUGUCAUGUAACUAGGAACAUGGUAGGAAGAGAAACGUGAUGUUUGAAGUUGAAGAUCAGAAGCUGAAAUGUGUUUGGCAUUUAAUUUGGCUUUAUGUAGUGAUAGGAUUUGUUGCUCAAAUAAAUGCUCAAGGUGAACAAUGCACAACGAGUGAUGGAAGACCAGGAUUGUGUGUGGUACUGAAAUUUUGUCGAGAAGCAAUUGCUAGUUUUCCACAUCAAUUACCAACUGUAUGCUACCAGAAAGGAUCUAUUCCAUUUGCAUGCUGUGCUUUUCCUGACAUUCAAGAAAAUGAUCAAACGCUCAUUUAUAGCUCAACUACUCACGGCAGACCUGGCUCAGAUAGUAGAUAUUUGCCAGUACCUGAAGCCAGACCUGUUAGACCUUCGACUGUAACUAGUGAUUACAGAACAUCUAGAACGAAUACACGCUUCAGAACUACAGAAACACCCACCAGGAAUAGAGAUCAAACUGAAGAUAAUGAUAGAUUUAAACCUUCUACAACUUUUCGAGUGACAGAAGAACCUUUUAUCGAAUCCUCCAGGAGUAGUAAUCGUUACCCAAUUAGGCAGAGUGAUGCAAGUACAGACUCGUAUUCAACCACAGUGUUUCAACAAACUAGGACAGAUUAUAAUAAUAAACCAACUAGAACGACUCGAUAUCGUGACGAUGCUUCAACGACAGUAAGCAGACAAACUCCGAGGCAAAGCAGAGUGGACAAGAGUUAUAGAACUGAACAAUCGGAGUAUACAAGGAGUAGUAAGAAUACAGAAGAUUAUUUCUCCGGAAACAAGCGAGAACAAAGUCAGAACACAAGAAACAUUCAAAAUAUACGGCCUUCUCGAACGAUUCGUGAUGAUGAUUAUAAUAUAAACUUUACACCAACUACGUCCACUAGGAAUUACCCAACUGUAGAAACUCACGUUGUAACUAGAGAAAUCACUACUAAGUAUUACGCGACGAAACCAAGAACAACACAGAAUGAUUUUGCAAAUACUAAUUUAAGGCCUUCGAGGACUACAAUAGUUGAUCAUCCAAUAGUGGAACCAUCUGUUGAAAUCUACAAGACUUUCAUAACGAAUUUUACAGUAAGAAAUUCUGAUUCAAACACGCGAUUAAAUCAGCCAUCCAGAGUAGUUCCUCACGUAGAAAUAUCCAAAACGGAAAUCAGAUACUUUAAUACGCCCACCAGAACUCAAAUUUCAGAACCUCAAAUAACAGAACAAGAAUGUGGAGAACCAGUUUUAAAUAUGUUUAUUUCGGGAGGAUAUGAAUCCAGACCGGGGGAUCGACCUUGGAUGGUAGCCAUCUACAGGAGAUCACUUCCAGGACGUCCAAAUAAAUUUAUAUGUGGUGGAGUUCUUUUAAAUCGUCGUCACAUAUUGAGUGCAGCUCAUUGUUUCGUUUGGGGUAACACAACCUUAUCCAGUAAUCAUUUUUUGGCCCGUUUGGGAGCUCACGAUAGAGAAAAGAUGGGCAAGGAUUACGAGGUGACUUCGGUGAUAUUACACGAGAAAUACGUCUCACGUUACCACAGUUAUGACGUGGCAAUACUUAUCACUCAAUCGGACGUGCCAUAUAGUAAGAUGGUUCAACCAGUUUGUCUUCCAGGGCCUGAAAUUGCCCGCGAAAAUCUAGUUGGAAAGGAAGCAACAGUCGUUGGUUGGGGAGAUUCAGAAUUCGGUUCUGGUUUUUCUCAGGUAUUGCACGAAGUGGCAAUACCAAUUGUAUCGAGUAGAGACUGUUACACUGCAUACGAAAGGUUACGCUCGUCGACCUUCCCACGUGGAGAUAUGGAACAAUACAUAUGUGCUGGACUUCCUGAUGGAGGUAAAGAUGCCUGCCAGGGGGAUUCCGGAGGACCUCUACUUAUCAAGCAAAACAAUGGAAGAUGGACUGUUAUAGGAGUGGUUUCUUUUGGAUUUCGAUGUGCUGAGCCUGGAUUUCCAGGUGUUUAUUCUAGAGUUACUUAUCAUCUCUCGUGGAUUAAGAGGAUAAUUGGCCAAAAUUAGUCUGCAAGUCAGACUACACGCUCAAGAAAUCUUGUAAUUUUUUUAAACAGUUGUGUAUUAAAAAUAACUGAUUUAUUUAUUUUUGAA
This is a messenger RNA of Centruroides sculpturatus (bark scorpion), 2373 nucleotides long. Its product is annotated as serine proteinase stubble-like. Bases 313 to 2286 code for a protein of 657 amino acids. NCBI's taxonomy places the organism in Eukaryota, Metazoa, Arthropoda, Arachnida, Scorpiones, Buthidae. The transcript has 8 exons. The record is from RefSeq and is a predicted model, not a curated record. Gene Ontology annotation, molecular function: serine-type endopeptidase activity. Gene Ontology annotation, biological process: proteolysis.